Paramuricea clavata is the source of this 1092-nucleotide messenger RNA. The record is from the annotation of a GenBank genome assembly. Lineage: Eukaryota; Metazoa; Cnidaria; Anthozoa; Malacalcyonacea; Plexauridae.
AUGUUGAAACUGAAGAUUCCAAUCUCAAAAAUCUGCCAAGAGUUGCAACUUUCAAGACCUUUAAUCCACAAAGCUAUUGCAACAUAUGGUAUCAAUUAUACUAGGCACACUGGUUUAAACCAAGAUGAAUUGCUACGAGCAGUUGGUGAGAUUAAAGUCAACCACCCUAAUGCUGGAGAGGUAAUGGUUCAGGGCCAUUUAGAAGCGAAAGGUAUUCAUGUCCAGCGUCAACAGGUUAGGAAUGCAAUACACCACAUUGAUCCCACUGUUUCUGAGAGAAAGCGGCCACCAAUAAACCGACGUGUUUAUUCUGUUCCCUGCCCUAACUACUUGGGGCAUAUAGACGGAAACCAUAAGAUGAUUCGAUGGAGUUUGGUCAUACACCAUGGAAUAGAUGGAUUUAGUCGCCUGAUCACAUUUUGCCGUUGUUCUGGAAACAAUAAAUCAACAACAGUUUUCCCACUUUUUCAAGAAGCGGUGGAAAAGUAUGGGAAACCAAUUCACGUCCACACAGAUUAUGGUGGAGAGAAUGUCCUUAUUUGGAGGGACAUGACCGAAUUUUGGGGCGAGGAUGCUCGAUCAGUAAUUGUUGGAAGCUCUGUGCACAAUCAACGGAUCGAACGUCAUAACAGGGCAGUCAAUGAGCAGGUAGUGUCCAUCUACAAAGCCGAUUUCUACGAGCUAGAAAGGGAAGGUAUUCUGGACCCCCUCAACAGCACUGACAUAUUUUGUCUUCAUUACACAUAUUUGCCGCGUAUCCAGAGGACCCUUGUUGAGUUUGUUGCUGCACAUAACAAUCACCGUGUUUCAACGGAAGGGCAAAAGACCCCAGCCCAAUUGUUCUGGAUUAACAUACGUUUGGCUUCUCUCCAUUCGGGAAACCGAACUAUAAACGUACCAAUGCGUGGGGUCGAUGUACGUGAUCUGCUUUCUGCAGAUAUCCCGCAUGUUCAAGUUCCGGAUGUUGAAAAUCCCAUGUCGGACAGUGCAUUACGUGUCCUUCAUAAUAAUAUUGAUCCAUUAUCUGGGGAUGACGGAAAAGAAAUUUAUCGCCGUGUUGUUCAGUUCGUCGGAAGAAACUUGAUGAUAUAA